AAUAACUAGUGUAUAAACCUACUUCACGAUCUAGUGAAUUAUUUUCCACUUUCUGUUUCAAUCUUAUGAAGUUGCGAAGCUAAUGCUGAAAGAUCAUUCAGUUUAUAAUUAAACAAACGUAUUUUAUCAGUCAUAAGAAAAAAAGCAUAUUAUUGCAUUCAUAAAAAAAAUCGAGAAUGGCUAAUAAUGUAUAUUUUUUAGAAGAAGACAGGAGUGAAGGCUCGGUUGAAAUGGAACAACAAGAUGAUGAUGCAGAGAACGAAGAGACAGAAAAGAUUCUGAUUAUAGAUCCUGAUAGCGAAGAAUUAGAUUUCAAUCAUUCAAGGCUUACAAAAUUAGAGAACUUGGAACCAUUAACUAAAACGCGAAAGUUAUGUUUUACAUGGAAUUUAAUCAAGAAAAUCGAAAACCUUGACACUCUUUCUACUUUAGUUGAAUUAGAGCUUAGAGAUAAUCAAAUUACUAUAAUAGAAAAUUUGGAUGCUCUUGUGAAUCUUGAGCUUUUGGAUCUUUCUUUUAAUCGUAUCAAAAAAAUUGAAGGAUUAAACAAUUUAUUGAAUUUACAUAAAUUAUUCUUAUCGUCAAAUAAAAUUGUAUAUAUUGAAAAUCUUGCACAUUUAAAAAAUCUUACCACCCUGGAAUUAGGUGAUAAUAAAAUACGAGAGAUUGUAAAUUUAGAUGAUUUAACAAAUUUAAUAAAUUUAUUUCUUGGCAAAAAUAAAAUCUCUAAAAUACAAAAUCUAGAAAGCUUACAAAAUCUUCAAUUGCUAAGUCUGCAAAGUAAUCGUAUAACAAAAAUUGAAAAUUUAGGAGAAUUAACAAAAUUGGAUCAAUUAUAUUUAUCUGAAAAUGGAAUAACAUGUAUAGAAGGCUUAGAAAAUUGUCCAAAUUUGACGACUUUGGAUCUGACAAACAAUAAAAUUAAAAAAAUACAGAAUAUUCAACAUCUUCAAAAUUUGGAGGAAUUUUGGAUAAAUAACAAUGAGAUUGAAGACUGGAUAACCGUGGAGAGCUUAGUAGCUAACAAGAAGUUACAAACUGUCUACUUAGAAAAAAAUCCUGUUUCAAAAGAUUCAAAUUAUAGACGUAAAAUUAAAUUAUUGUUACCUUGGCUCGUACAACUAGAUGCAACACUUUGUAGAUAAAAAGUAUAAUUCUGAAAUGUUAUAGAAGGGAAAUAACGUAAAAAGAUAAAUAACAUUAAUGUCACAAAUAUUCUGUUAAUGAUCUUGCACUUUUUGAUUUAAUAUUUUUCUAGGAGAUAAUUAAUCUCCCAAAAUAAAAAGUAAUAAAUGUAAUGUUAUUGAUAUCA
This is a messenger RNA of Vespa crabro (European hornet), 1312 nucleotides long. RefSeq names its product protein phosphatase 1 regulatory subunit 7-like. The transcript is spliced from 5 exons. Gene Ontology annotation, molecular function: protein binding. The record is from RefSeq and is a predicted model, not a curated record. The coding region runs from base 177 to 1145 and encodes 322 amino acids. NCBI's taxonomy places the organism in Eukaryota, Metazoa, Arthropoda, Insecta, Hymenoptera, Vespidae.